AUGGAGCAAGGCGCCCUCUCUGAACGAGAAAAACACGCGCCACGUGAACAAACCGAUGGGUCCAAUGCUGAUGAUGUCACUGACACCAAUUCACGUUGUUUGCCCGGAAACAUUCCGGAUAUAUAUAGCAACGGCACAAGAAAUGCUUCUCUCGACGACUGUCAGGAGAAGGACGAAUUAUCUGCCCCUGAUGGAGGGUGGGGAUGGGUUAUAGUCUUUGGCAGUCUGUUGAUACAUAUCAUUUUGUUUGGAAUAGAGAAGUCGUCGGGAAUAUUUUUCUUAAAAUUUGAUGAAACAUUCCAACAGUCAGCCAUCGUCACCGCCUGGGUCACCACAGUUCCUGGUGGUCUGCGCUCAAUUCUAGGGCCUGUUUGUAGUAUGCUCACGAACAAAUUUUCAUUCCGACCCGUCGUCUUGGCAGGAGCUAUCCUUAUGAGUGCUGGUAUGGUGUUAACGGGAUUGGCUAGCAAUCUGACAGUAGUCUUCUUCACUUUUGCUAUAAUUGAAGGUUUAGGAAUGUGCUUAGUGUACUCCCCAUCUGUGGUCAUCGUGGGCAAAUAUUUCAGCAGCAAGCGAGGACUUGCAGUAGGCGUUGCAACCUCCAGCUUCGGAUCUUUCCUUUUUCCAACAUUUAUAGAGUUUGUGUUUGAGUAUUACGGAUUUCUUGGUGCGUUUUUAAUGUUAUCUGGUGUAACACUCAACAUUAUGGUGUGUGCAAGCUUAUUCACACCGCCGCCUGAAAGGAGGGCUAGAAGAAGACUGAAAACAACUGAAGAUUGCGAGGAGGCUUCUGAGUACUUUCUACAACACGAGAACCAUAGUAAAGACGUUGAAAAAUAUAUAAGUACUGAACACUUACAAGACAAAUCAAACCAAACUAGAUGUUUCAGUGCGAUAUCUUGUAAAAAAUCUUGCUUUAAAAAAUCUAAAAGUGAAUUAUUGACGAUGAUGAAAGAUUGGAGGUUUGUUACAUUUUGUGUGGCGAUGUUCUUAUUCUCUAUAGCAGCUAAUUCCGCGUACGCUUUUAUACCUCUAUAUGCAAAGCAGAUCGCUAUCACAGACUCUCAGUCGACCUACGUCAUCGCCAUGACCAUUCUAGCCGACGGACUGGGUAAAAUAUGUUUGGGUGCCGCUUUAGAUGUUGGACGAGUGAAACCCUACAGGGUAGUGGCGUACAACUUGACACUGUUGUUAGUAGGUGUGACCUAUCUUUUGCUCCCCUCAACCUCUACUUUUAUACAACUUUGUAUAGUGUCUUCUUUAUUCGGUCUCCUAUUCGGAGGAAUCAUGUCACAGAAGUCGGUCGUGACGGCUGAUAUCCUUGGUGUGAAGAAGCUUACUGACGGCUUUGGAAUAUUGAUGUUGUUUCAAGGAGCUGGGUCCUUUGUUGGUCCGCCUAUUUCAGGUUUACUGAAGGAUACGACAGGAAACAAUGACGACGGAUUUUAUUUUGGAGGAAUAACAACAAUAGUUGGAUCUCUUACAUUUGCAGUGGCAAAUAUUGUGCAUUAUCUGAAAACAAAACAAUAA
This is a messenger RNA of Ylistrum balloti, 1530 nucleotides long. RefSeq names its product monocarboxylate transporter 12-like. Bases 1 to 1530 code for a protein of 509 amino acids. Gene Ontology annotation, biological process: monocarboxylic acid transport; transmembrane transport. The transcript is spliced from 6 exons. The record is from RefSeq and is a predicted model, not a curated record. NCBI's taxonomy places the organism in Eukaryota, Metazoa, Mollusca, Bivalvia, Pectinida, Pectinidae. Gene Ontology annotation, molecular function: monocarboxylic acid transmembrane transporter activity.